CAAAACAACAAGCGAAAGUGCGAGCCGAAUAACGAUCGAACAACAUUUUCGGGACGAUCGUUAAUGUACAGUGUAUAAGAUUUAAAUUUCCUUGUCGAUACAGAUAUCGUUUGUCGAGAAUUUAAACGGUUGGACAAUGCAGUGGUAGAAAUUUCAGGAAUUUAUUACAGAACGAUAUGUUACUUGAAGUGAAACGACUCCGUGUGAACGAUAAUCGAUCGCGACAUGAUUAUGCAUAAUCGAUGCCGGUACAAGCGGACCAACCGAUGUUUCGUCGCAACAAUUCGGGCUGAGAGACCCACUAACGCCAGGAUCCGAGACGCCAGCAGCCAACUGCCCCGUCCAUCGCCCACCUGAUUAUCUCGACGAAUCCUUUAACACGAUAAACGAAGACAUUCCAGGGACCCUGAAUCUCGAAUCAACCGAAUCGUAUCUCGAGAACCGUGGUGUCCCCUAAUGCAAAAAACGAUCAUCUGUCGAGCAUGAUAUAAAUCGAAGAAUCUCAUUCACCCAGGCCAGAUUUGAAGUUAACCCAACAGGAACCGGAAGUGGACAUUUUCUAUAACCUAGAAACGAGGAAUAGUGUCGAAGUUUUGCUCGACAAAAGGAUUCUUGGGGUAGAAGAGGUUGGAGGCGAAAGAAGAUUUUGGGCGGUUUCGAUCAUUUGUGGCCGAUCGUUGAAUUUAGUCCAAAGGACAGAGGAUCUAUCCACGUGAAGAUCAUCGUCGUAGUAGAGACGGAUCCGUGGGACGGAAGGAAUUGCUUCGGGUGCGCAUCAACGAGGAAACGGACCACGGCGAGCCGAAGACGUAAACGGAGACGUGUCCGUGGCAUCAAGGAGAAAUGGCGUACGACGAUGUUAUCCUGCGGAUGGGAGAGUUCGGACGUUACCAGCGGAGGAUCUACCUGUUGCUGUGCCUGCCCGCGAUAUCCUGCGCGUUCCACAAGAUCGCCGGUGUCUUCCUGGGCGCGAAAAUGAAUGCCAGAUGUGUGCUGCCGCACGAGAACGUGGAGAACGCCACGUACCUCUUGUCGCAAAGCGUGAUUAAUGCGAGCUAUCCAUGGGACUACGAGAUGGACGGAUGGUCGCAAUGUUACAGGAACGACAUAUCUGAUACCAUGAACAAGUCGAUGAUCGACAGGUACGUCGACACGUCGACCGACGACUCGCCGAUCCAGAAGCCCUUCUCGCCGAUCGGUCUCAACACCCAAGGCCUGAAGAGGUGCGAGGGAUAUGUGUACGACAGAAGCAUGUACAAAAGUACCACCACCUCUGAGUGGGACUUAGUUUGCGACAAGGCAUGGCUGAGAGCUACGGGGGAUUCGUUGUUCAUGGUAGGAGUCAUGCUUGGCUCGAUGAUAUUCGGUGGUUUGUCCGAUAAAUAUGGGCGUAGACCAAUUUUCUUCCUGUCUUUAGUCAUACAGCUGGUCGGCGGUGUACUAGUCGCGGUUGCACCCGAGUUUAUUUCCUACGUUAUCUUCAGGUUAAUAGUCGGCUCGACCACCAGUGGGGUCUUUCUAGUCGCCUACGUCAUUGCCCUGGAAAUGGUAGGCCCAAGGAAGCGUUUGGUAGCCGGAGUCGGUUGCCAAUUGUUCUUCACGACUGGAUACAUACUCACCGCUGGUUUUGCAUACUUAAUAACCGACUGGAGAAUCCUACAAAUUGCUAUCACCGUGCCAAGUAUUGCGUUCCUUCUCUAUUGGUGGUUCAUCCCUGAAUCCGCCCGUUGGCUACUAACCACAGGUCGAGUACAAGAAGCGAAAGAUCUUCUUCAACGUGCCUCCUUAGAAAACGGCGUAGAGAUGCCCAGCGAGGCACUGGACACGCUUCUUAAUAACAACAGCGAGGACAGCGCGCCGGACUACAAGAAACCGUCGCUGUUCGAUCUUUUCCGAUAUCCAAACAUGAGGCGGAAAAGUAUAUUACUGUUUUUCAAUUGGCUUGUAAAUAGCGGCACCUACUACGGACUCUCUUGGCACGUGGCCAACCUCGGCGGUAACAUCUACGUUAAUUUAGUCAUUUCCGGGUUGGUGGAAAUACCUGCGUAUACAUUUCUGAUUUUCACCCUGAACCGUUGGGGCAGGAAGAUAAUCCUGUGCGGCUGCAUGUUAAUAUCCGGCGUGGCGCUGCUCGCUAUCCUAUUUGUACCUGCUGAUGCUCAGUGGCUUGUCGUAUGUCUCGCCAUGAUCGGUAAACUAACGAUCACAUCGUCCUACGGUGCUAUUUAUGUGUUCACCGCCGAACAAUUUCCCACGGUGAUUCGAAACGUCGGUCUCGGAGCGAGUUCAACUUUCGCUCGUAUCGGCGGUGUGAUUGCCCCAUACGUCAUUCAUUUGUCUGAAAUCUGGAUGCCUCUACCGUUCGUUAUUUUUGGAUCGUGCGUGCUUUCCGGUGGGGUGAUGUCAUUGCUCCUUCCAGAAACACUGAACAAGAAGCUUCCAGAAUCCAUACAGGACGGUGAACUGUUUGGAAAGAAACCUUCGAAGAAGGAGAAAAAGCAACAGUUGGACAUAGAACAAUUGAACGAAGUAGAUGUGAUAAAGCCAUUGAAACCACACGAGAACGGUGUGCACGAGAAGCAAAACGGAUGACAGUAAUUCUUCACGGAGAACGUCGGUUAUAUUCAAAAUAUGUAUUUGAAUCCCGCCCGACUGUAUUCUAGGCAUCCUUCUGUAUAUACGUGACUCGCGUAUACGGAUCUUAGUGUGCCCGUUGCCAAAAUUUUACCACCGAUUCCCAUGAGACUUUCAAGCUGCAUGAUCAAUCGAACGUAGGUCGCCGUCGACCAGAAAUGGAAACAACGGCUCAAGGGACUACUGAAAUCUGCAUCGAACAAUUUCAACUGGUUGAUUUAAACUAUUGAAAGUAAGAAGGUAGCAGCGUCUACCUUCCGUUUACACGUACACAGAACUUUUGUAAUUGACAGCACAUGGAAAAAGAAUCUGCCAGCGAACAUAUCAUUUUUACUCUAAUUUGUGAGUGUUGUUUACAUAUUAAGUGCCCAUGAAAAAUGUAAACUUGUA
Dufourea novaeangliae is the source of this 3024-nucleotide messenger RNA. It is a transcript of the gene Orct, whose product is annotated as organic cation transporter protein. Gene Ontology annotation, molecular function: transmembrane transporter activity. The coding region runs from base 844 to 2592 and encodes 582 amino acids. Gene Ontology annotation, biological process: transmembrane transport. The record is from RefSeq and is a predicted model, not a curated record. The transcript has 10 exons. Gene Ontology annotation, cellular component: membrane. Lineage: Eukaryota; Metazoa; Arthropoda; Insecta; Hymenoptera; Halictidae.